Messenger RNA from Mauremys reevesii (Reeves's turtle), 1658 nucleotides. RefSeq names its product 39S ribosomal protein L50, mitochondrial-like. Lineage: Eukaryota; Metazoa; Chordata; Testudines; Geoemydidae. Gene Ontology annotation, cellular component: mitochondrial large ribosomal subunit; mitochondrion. Bases 16 to 783 code for a protein of 255 amino acids. The record is from RefSeq and is a predicted model, not a curated record. The transcript has 2 exons.
CACAGCCCGGUUUCUAUGGCAACAAGCGCCCCGGCAGCCGCCACGUGGAGACUCCGCCCACGUCGUCCGGGCCGCCUCCCGCUCAGCUCCACCCAGUGCCCGAGCCGCCGGAGGCCGCAGCCUCGCGCCGCUGGCAGCCUCUCGCCUCGACGCGAACUACAUCCCCCAGAGCGCUCCGCGGGUGCCGCGCCCCGCCCACGUGACCGAAACCACGCGCACUACAUUUCCCACGAGGCAGCGCGCGCGCACUCCCGGAAACAAUCCUACCUCUCUCGUCGGGCCGCGGGGCGGACGCUCUGUGUCGUUUCCAAGAUGGCUGCCUCCUGCGGGCUCGUGCGUGCCUGGAGGCGGCUGAGUCUGGGGGUCCCGCCGCGCAGGGCAUUGUGGGGCGGCAUGAGGAAGAAGGUGAGAGAACCAGAGGUGGUUGAAACAGCUGUUCUAGAACCACCCAUCCUGGUCUGUCCCCCACCACGCAGUAGGAAGUACCUUCCCCCAGAGGAUCUCCAGAGUCGUCUUGAGUCUCAUGUCAGGGAAAUCUUUGGACCCUCACUCCCUGAGGACUGGCAGAAGGCCUCACUAAAAGAAAGCAAGUUAAAGUAUCGUCUGCUGGCGCAACUGGCUGCAGAACUAGGCCACGCGGUCCCCAAUUCACGACUCCACCAAAUGUGCACUGCUGGGGAUGUCUUAGCUUUCUACAGCACGCAGGUCAAAGAUGCCUCAAAAUUUGAUGAGCUAUGUACUGCAGAGCUGCCCUCAAACCUAAAGAUUAUGUGGGAACACUGAGUCAUGCCAGUCUGGGAUGAUGUCUAGGUGAGAUUCAUCAUGGUGAUGGUCUAUACAUCAUAUACGCCAUUGGGAGUUCAUUUAAAUGUCUUCAGAUUUCAAGGACACUGCUUACUGCUUAAAAAAUAAAAAAAAGCAGCUUUUGUUAUGAUGCAACAGUGACAGCUGGUCAGUAAAGAGAACAUUUGUAUCCCAUCUAUUCCAGGCCAUACUCCUUAUUUAAGGGCACAACAACACUGCAAAAACAAACAAAACUAGCAGAUAGUUUCAGAAACUGGGUCAACUGGCUUAGACUCAGGGCUGCAUGUCUCUUUUGCUGUGUUGACACACCCUAUGAGGAAUAAUUCAAAACAACCAUUGUCUUAACAUUUUCAGGUAUCACCAAGAUUCAGUAUUACAUUUCCUAGUUAAGGGCCCCCACCAUAUGCUAGGAAACUGAGUUCUGGUCCCUGCAGCAGUUGCUUACUACAGUUUUCUCUCUAUUCAGAAGUUUUCCUUACCACAGUGUAAGUGUGUCUCCAAUAGUUAGCAGGGGUAGACAGUGGUGGUGAUUUGAUGUACAUACCCAUCAAUGACAUGAAACAAAAAUGGAAACAUUUUGUAAGGAAAUGUAAAAUAAAUGACAAGGUGUGGAAAUGUACUGGUAUUGAUUGUGUGACUUCUGUCUUUCACAGACAAGUUUAAGUGCAAGGGUGGUCAUCUGUAGGUAUGUGUGAGCAUGGGUCUGGGGGAGGAUGAAUGUAUCUACACCAUCACACAUGGUAAGCCUGGGUGGAUCCCUUUGGGUAGGAGGUAUUUACAGGAACUUGUAUUAACAAAUAAUGCAGCAUUGUGGAGCAGGCAUAGAAUAGCUUGGAUUCUCCUCUAGGACUUCU